UCAACUGUUAAAUUAUUGUUUCUGCUGAAACAGCUCUUCUGUUUCAAAUUGCAGAUGAAGCUUCAAGGGGAUAAGGAUGGGCGUAAGGGUCGUCUAUCUGUUGCAACAGAGAUCUUUGAAGUGGCCCCUUCUCUUUACAUGGUCGAGGUUCGCAAGUCUGGUGGAGAUACCCUGGAAUUUCACAAGUUUUACAAGAACCUCUCAACUGGACUGAAAGACAUCGUAUGGAAAACAAUUGAUGAAGAAAAGGAGGAAGAAGAGGCAGCGCCAAAUGGUGUUGCUCAGGUUACUGCUCAAUAACUGGGUUUUUUUUUUUGCCCACUUGUAAAAUCCAAAUGUUGAUUAUUCAAUCGGCUGUGGCCUGGUGGUAGUGUUUUUCUUCGUUUCUUUCCUCAUGAAUGACAUGAAGGUUAAUGGGCGGAACAUAAUGUAGCUUUCGUUGACGUGUUCCUUGUGCCCAGAACAAACUCUUUCAUGCCUACGUAGGCGUGGUCUCGGCCAAUCUUUUAUAUAUAACUGGGCUUGGUGGGUUUUCUUCCAAACUGUGAAUGUAUCAGAACCCUCGGCCUCGUUCGGUUUAAAACAAAGUUUCUCUAUUAUGCAUCUUAUCUCCCUUGUUUCCAA
Populus euphratica (Euphrates poplar) is the source of this 624-nucleotide messenger RNA. RefSeq names its product CBL-interacting serine/threonine-protein kinase 23. Lineage: Eukaryota; Viridiplantae; Streptophyta; Magnoliopsida; Malpighiales; Salicaceae. The record is from RefSeq and is a predicted model, not a curated record. Bases 55 to 300 code for a protein of 81 amino acids. The transcript is spliced from 4 exons.